Molecule: messenger RNA, 4236 nt
Organism: Fusarium coffeatum
Lineage: Eukaryota; Fungi; Ascomycota; Sordariomycetes; Hypocreales; Nectriaceae
Exons: 4
Coding region: 1-4236 (1411 amino acids)
Source: RefSeq, a predicted model, not a curated record
AUGCCACCGUACGCCGCCGACCUUGAAGCCUGGUGGUUAGGCAGUGGUUACGAUGCUAUCAAAGACCUGAUAGAUGGCACGGCCGAUGACCUGAACCCUCAACAGUGCGGAUUUGCACAACAAAUGAGAAGGCGGUUGUUAUCAUUCGACAACGACUCAAGCGUUCGUGCUCAGAUCAUCAAGGAUUGGCCAGCAAUUCGCAUCACUAGAGGAGUCGACUAUGAUGCAAAUACUCGCAAAUAUGCCAAGUACAUCGCUUCUACCAUCUUCAGAAAGCCUCAAAAUGGAGGCAUCAAUUUUGAUCUCGCCAUGAAUGGCUUAGGCUACCUGGAUGCAAUGGAGAUUCGCCGUCUUCGCCUUCUCAAAGCUACACAUACUGCCAUCGAAGCUGCUUCGCCACGCGAAUGCCGACCUCCAAUGCUUAAGGAGCUUGAACGGAUGUCAUCUGCCAACUUCAAGCACCUGCAUGCCGGGUUAAGAAUAUGUAUUCUCACCCAAGAGCUGACAAAGGAUAUCAAGCAAAGGAAGGAGGUUACUCAGAUAAUGGCACUACUCAAUGCUCUGGUGCCUUCGGCUGUGCUCCUGGGCAACGACGAUGAUAUAGAUCCGACCCCGCAUUCAUCAGGCGUCCGUGAUAGUGUUCGCUUCUCAGUCUUCGAGCAUCUGACUUCCAAGGACUGUUUCUCACGAGAGCGACAGGAGGUUAUCCAAAUGAAGCUGCGCUGCUGGUGUGAUACCCCCGACUAUCCAAGAGCCAGGGAUGCUAUGGUGCGCUACUGUGAGGAAUUCAAGAAGCUGGAACCAGUGUGUUUGAACAUUACAAACGAUCUUGAAAGAAGAAAGGGCGACAACGGACUCUAUCAUUAUCAUGCAGUAUCUGCUGACUCUAUCAUGGUGUCCGGCACGGAUACAUCAAUCGGUUAUGACCGACCGCCGGUAGAUUCAUCUAAACUCAAUAACGUCGUUCUUACCCAGAACACAUCACUCGCUAGCCAAGUGUCAACAAAAACGUCGGCUAUCACCGGACCUCUUCUGGCCUUUCACCCCUUGCUCAGAGGAGUAUUGAACAAGAUCAUGAAGAAAAAGCACCACCGACCUGACUCGCCGCAUAAGAAAAGAUCGGAGGACACUCCUUUCCAGCAGCUGAACGGGUCUAUGUCUGGUUCCAACACUAUUAGGUCAAACCAAAAGGAAUACCCACGAAUACCCACGAGUAAGACCUCUCGAUCUGAACCGUUUGUAGGUGUGGAGCACUGGAAAUCGAGUGCCGAAGAUAACAGGCAUGAAGCGCCUCAUCUGUCUCCAGGCGUUCUACACAGUCUUGAGUCGCCUGCCGCACCAAACGCGCAAGGGUUGAGUGUCCAAAAAGCAGUAACAGAAACAGAAAGUCUUUCUAGACCGACGUGGAAGCUUGUAAAACCCCGGAUUUCGUCCAUGGAAUACGCUCGCAUGUAUCUGACAGAGAAAUCCCUGGCAGAACGCGAUAACCGAGAGCGUAGACUUCCAAGAUAUGAUGCAGAGUGGUUUUGGACACAGAACCAUGAGAAAUUUCUCAUUAUUCCCCGAAUUCCUGAUACUAUUCGACGUGAUAUUAUCUCUGAUGAUUUCAAUCCUGUUAUUGGAACAGAUGGAGAAACGUCUAAUAGGGGACGGCAGGUAUCGACACCCUUCCCAGAGAAGCACUAUACCGGGCCUAUGCGUCUAUCAUUACACCUCGGAAAGACUCCUGAUCUUUUACCCCUCUUCACAGACAAGUCGGAUUUCAAUGGAGGUGACAAAAAAGCUCCGCAUACACAAUGGCCCAUCAAAAGAAUAGAAAGUUGCAACUCUGCUGACGUUCGUGAUGGAAAGGGUCUAGCAAUACCACACCGAGGGCCAGCUGGAGGCAGAGUUGAGGACUGGAGACCGAUGAGCGAAGAUCAAAAAGAUCGUUGUGAGAUUUCAAAUGUCACCACACCUGUGAGUGGUGGCUUUAGUGAUCACAAGAAAACCUUUUCUCAGCCGAAAAGUGCCACAGGAGGAGAUAUUUCUGUGUGUCUACCCUCAGCGUCCGAGGCCCGAGAUGAAUAUUGCAGUCGAGUAGCUUCAGUAGGAGGCAAGAAUGGCUCUUCAGCGUUUCAAAAGAGCUCCGAGAUGGAAUCUCUGAUAAGAUAUUCAGACCAAGUUGAUGGAGAACUCCAGGGCGACGUUGGAAACUUCGUACUAUCAAGACAACUUUCAAGUGUUUGCACAAAGAACCUGUCGGUUCUGGGCUUUGCCACGCCGAAAACAAAGGGUAAGAUGAUUGAACCCACUCCUGACCCGUUGACUAUUACCGAUGGGCGCAGUCCACUUGCUCGCUUUCCUAUAGCAAUCCAACCGACUCACCGAUUGACACCAGGGACUCUUACGGAGCGUGUUGUCGGCGAUUCUGGUGGUCAAUUCGUCUCCGAGGACGUUCGACAAGCUCGGUUAAUAUCGAGCCCUUGCGAUAAACCACAUCAGGGGUUAAAAGCCGACUUGUGGGAUAUCGAUGCAGAGUCGAUGAUAUCCGAAUUCCAGCCAGAGCCUUUGCAGAUUAAGCGGCAGAGACCACGUGCGAACGCAGAUGAUGAUCGAAGAUGGUCAGGCAUGUUUGAUGAGCUGAAAACUGAUGUCUCAUCAACAGUUGGACGGAUUAAAAUCAAGACCUCAUGCGACCACAGCAAGGCCAUGGACUAUAAAUUUGCUACUGUCGAUAACGGAGACGACGAUCAUGACAAUCACACAGUAACAGAAGGCGACCGCACACCGCGGGCCCUAGACAAUAUGAUACCCAAUCUUGCUAAUACGACCCCAACACCCCGAGGUCUUCAGCGGUCCGCUUCGACAAUCAUCACCCCAACGCAAUCUACCAGAAGGCUCCGACAUCAAGUUUCACACAAUUUGGAGAAUACUGAGCAUUCUGGAUUCACACCUGAACACCUCCAAGAAAAUGUCAUUCAUGGCACAUUUCCUAGGUCGGGCAUAAUGCUUAACCUCCAGGAUACUCAAGCACGCCUCAGGUAUCCCCUUCAGGAUCCUGGAGAAGACCAGCUUAGCAGAAGUUUGGACGAGACGACCCCAAAGAUCAGAAGCUUCCACGAUGCACAUGAUGAAGACCAUUAUAAGCAAUAUUCUGUCAAAGAGUGGGUGAAAUCUAUCGCAACGACACCACGAAGACAUAGGAUCGUGUCGCACAGUGGAGUCAAAGACGACACAGAUCCUUCUGUGUUAAGUGAUCAGAUAGGUUCACAUGAUACCUUGAACCAUCAAGAUACUCGACUUUUUGCACCUCCUUCUACAAGGGAUUUUUCACAGCGAACCGGGUCGAAACACACUCCUAGCAAGGCACACCAAAACUUAGAGCAGCAGUUUGACACACAGAGUGAAGCUCGAUCCCCUCUGCCUCAUACUGGAGAGCAAAAGUUUGCUCACCGCAGAACUCCAUCCACAACGAAGCAACAUAGCACUGGCGUUCCGAGGACACCCUCAUCGGGGAUCGGUAGCAAUCUUCGUCGUAUGCGUUCUGAUCACGGUGCGCCAGCGACACCAAGAACACUAGCUUCACCUCAGCUGGCCUGGCGUCCGUUUGACGAUGAUCAGCCAGAGCCGCCUUGCUCCUCACCCUGGCUAUCAGGCCACCGAGAGGAUAAGCAGGAGAUAGAGAAGCGAAGAGCUUUCUUCCGGGAAAAGGUUGAACGUGAGCUCGAGGGAAGACAGUCGCCUAAGAGGCCGAGCCGCAAAAGUUCUUUUGGAAGUAUCGCGACUAGAGAUCAUGAGAUUCGAAAGAGUCUAGCUUUAGAUAGUCGCACAAGCAACGAGAGUCUCGUUGCCUGGAGGAAUUUUAUCCAAGAUGCCCCUGAGCCGCUCUUUUCGUCUCCCCCACCACCUGUACCGCCGCUUCCCACCGGAUCUCAGCUGGAUCUUGCUCUCAACCGUCUUCAGCAAGCACAAACACCAUCGCGGGCUGUUAUUGAUGAUAGGGUUUCACCUAUCACUUCUUACAGGGCGAGGAAGCCCCAUGGACUCAGGGUUGAUACUGAUUGGGCGCGCAAAGCAAUCCGGGAUGGAACCCGAACACCGAGUCGGAACACGGGGGCAACACCUGCCAGUGGAAACAGCCUCAGAACUGCUUUCCGUUUGAAUGGUAGACGGAUGAGCCAUGGACGAACAACGGCGGAAGAAGAGCGCCAAGUUUAUGGAAGAGAUGACGAGGUAAUAUCAAGACGUAGUUGA